Messenger RNA from Orbicella faveolata, 843 nucleotides. RefSeq lists its product as uncharacterized. The record is from RefSeq and is a predicted model, not a curated record. NCBI's taxonomy places the organism in Eukaryota, Metazoa, Cnidaria, Anthozoa, Scleractinia, Merulinidae. Gene Ontology annotation, molecular function: phosphatidylcholine lysophospholipase A1 activity.
GCUGUCCUAAGAGGUAAAUAAGGGGGUUAAAAUCGAUUCCGGCCGGCUCGAGCCGGUACUCGUUGUACCGCCUGUCCAGUCCGGUACAAUCCAGUGCCACAGACGUGAUCUGUGGCUAUAGGGGAAAGCAAUACCAUUAGAAUGUGCUUUCUUUUUUUCCUGCAGUAUUGCAAUUCUAUGUUAAAUGUAUCUGUGUUAAUAGAACGCUUUUGCAAACGUUGCCAGGCGACAGCUAACGAACAGGCAAAGCCAGAAACUGGAGUAUGUUUUGGAUAUAUAAGUGCACUUCGCGAUUCAGUCUAUGUUUACUUACUACAUUGUUUUUCUACCUCAGAAAAAGAUGAAAUAAAAUGGCAUUUUCAUAAAGCCUCCACAAUCAUUGAUUCAAUUGAGAAACGAAUGGAUGCAGUGCCUGCUUACAAAGAUCUAAUUCCUCUUCUUCAAACUAUUAAGAGCCAUCUUGCUGACUUUGAAAGGACUUCAAAAAUCAACAAAGAAUUUUUAAACAGAUCCUUCUCAGUAAAGCAGGAUCAACCUUCAAACAGAGAAGUCAUCAACCGAAAGGAACCUUCGUCAGAGGUGGAAGGAAUAAAAACUUUUAAGGGGCAUAAAGUGAUUCAGAUAACCGACGAUUUUGAAGGUAGACUAGGAAGUUGGACAGUUCUUAACGCUAUGGAAAAACUUUUAGACCUGAUUCCCUCCAACACCACCACCGCGACAAGAAUCUGUCGCCCAGGCCCCUAUCAUCGGACACGCCGCUCUCACAGGUCAGCGGAGAAGAAGUGUCUCAUCAUGGGUGACUCGAUCAGCAUUGGGUGCGGCGCCAUAUUUGUUGUUUACUAA